This is a messenger RNA of Diplodia corticola, 1818 nucleotides long. Its product is annotated as protein phosphatase. Gene Ontology annotation, molecular function: phosphatase activity. NCBI's taxonomy places the organism in Eukaryota, Fungi, Ascomycota, Dothideomycetes, Botryosphaeriales, Botryosphaeriaceae. The transcript has a single exon. The coding region runs from base 1 to 1818 and encodes 605 amino acids. Gene Ontology annotation, biological process: dephosphorylation. The record is from RefSeq and is a predicted model, not a curated record.
AUGACGUUAAAAUACGCCAGAGAUUUCCGUUCGCGUGCGAGAAUACCAGCCCUGGUGUACCUGCAUCCGAUAAACAACUGCUCCAUCACGAGGAGCUCUCAGCCACUGCCGGGACUUCAACGCAAACGCAACCCCCAAGACGAGAAGCUGAUUGCCGCCAUUUUCGCAACUUCGAGACCAAACGGCGAAGUUUGGCAGUCUGACUCCGUCCAGCCGUCGCCCACUUCAACACCAAAGCCGUCCGGCAGCCCGGAACCAAGCACCGAAAAUCUCCCCUCCACCAGCGGCGAGAGCUCUUUCGUCGUGGCCGGGACGGCAGCGGAGGAUGAAUUAAUCUCAAACGCCACGCAGCAACCUAUCAGCCCUGGGCGGAUGUAUGGCGCGCAGCAGAAGAACUUGAUUGUGGAUGCUCGACCAAGGUUGAACGCGACAGUCAACUCGGCAAUUGGGAAGGGGUCUGAAGAUAUGGCCCACUACGGAGCAGCUACAAAGGCUUAUUUGGGAAUUGCUAACAUUCACGUAAUGCGCAAUUCGCUGAACAAGGUCGUAGAUGCCUUGAAGCACACCGACUUCGCGAAUGUGCCCGCCCACCGUGAGCAACUUGCGAAGAGUGGAUGGCUGGAACACAUCGCCGGUAUUGUGGAUGGAUCGAGGAUAUGCGCAAAGGCGAUUGCCAUUGACCAUUCUCAUGUCCUUAUUCAUUGCUCGGAUGGCUGGGAUCGCACAAGUCAGCUUAGUGCAUUGGCUCAGCUGUGCUUGGAUCCGUAUUAUCGCACCAUGGAAGGGUUCAUUGUCCUGGUCGAGAAGGACUGGCUUUCUUUUGGUCAUCAGUUCCGGCAGCGUUCUGGCCUCUUGAAUAGCGACAAGUGGUUCGAGAUUGAGAACGAGCGGAUAGGAGGCAACGAUGCUACCAACCCCGGCGCAGGAGGAGCCAAUGCAUUCGAGAACGCCUUGCUAAGCGCCAAAGGGUUCUUCGGCAACAAGAAGAACGACAGUAGGGAGUCAUUGCCCGAGUCGGAAGGCGAUGUCAGAGUUGACUCUCCAAGCCCAAGGUCGAACGGGUCCAAGCCUCCGGACAAGGUCCAGACUACUAAACCCGAUGAAGUCAGCCCCGUGUUCCAUCAAUUCUUGGAUGCAACCUACCAGCUCCUUCACCAGUACCCAACGCGGUUCGAGUUCAACGAGCGUUUCUUGAGGCGGCUGCUCUACCAUCUCUAUUCUUGCCAGUAUGGCACGUUCCUGUUCGACAACGAGAAAGAACGUGUUGACUACAGAGCCCACGAGCGGACACAGAGCGUGUGGGACUUCUUCCUUGCUCGCAAGAAAAUGUUUCUGAACGACAAGUACGAUCCUGAUGUUGAUGAUCGGGUCCGGGGCAAGGAGCGCAUCUUCUUGCCCAACCCUACGAAAGUAAGGUGGUGGGCCGAGUCUUUUGGCCGGAAGGACGAAGAGCUUAACGGCACUGGCACUGGUGCUGGAUCGCUCCCGCCACAUAGCGCUGGAACUGUGCCGGUUCUGUACAGGGUUGAGCACGCGAACCCGGCGACCGGUGCGACGGUGAGGCAGGAGCUUAGCGCCAACGAGAGAUCUUUUAAUGGAGAGCCUGAGAUGUCUGCAAGCUUCUCAAACCUGUCGAUAGGAGGAGCAAGCCCGACUCAAAGCCAGAAUCCAAGUAGAGGACCUAGCCCCAGCAGAGGCACCAGCCCGGGAGCUGGUCCUGGCCGUGAAGCGACGCCAGGCGAAGAUGCACCAAUGCAGAUGGAGCUUGGAGCUCAUUCUCACAGAGACGCAGCAGCAGCUCUGCACACGAUGCAAUGA